Messenger RNA from Acaulospora colombiana, 142 nucleotides. The record is from the annotation of a GenBank genome assembly. NCBI's taxonomy places the organism in Eukaryota, Fungi, Glomeromycota, Glomeromycetes, Diversisporales, Acaulosporaceae.
AGAGGAAAAGAUAAAUAGAAAAAUGUAUAACAACACCGUUAGAUAUCAUUACUCAGCAUGGGUGCCUCGUGGAUCAAGAAUAAUGGAUGAAGACACGUCAGUGAAAUCAGUGAAUAUGGAGGAUGAAAAUUAUGUGAAGCAA